AUGAUUUUACGUGCCGGAGGCGCUGGCAACCUCGGGAACAAUCGCUUGUUACUGCCUAUCUUGGUCUACUUGCCCAUGGGAGUGUUUUUUCUCAUGUUCUUUUUCGGCCAGCAUGCCACGCACCCUUUCUGGCCAACGUCACUUUGGGUGGAUCGUGCCUGCGCGCACCAGACAGACCACGAGCUAAAACGACGUCAGAUCCAGGCGCUCCCCGUUUUCGUUGCGCGGUCAUCCUCUAUGUUGGUGUUGUGGGACGACGAAUACUUCCAGCGUCUUUGGUGUCAGCUAGAAUUGGCUACGUUCGCAAAGUACGGCAGUGUGCAGAAGGUUAAUAUCCUCCCGCUUUGGUUGGCGCCGUGGCUGCUGUCGGCGCUUGUUAUCAACAUAGGCGCUGCCUCGGGUUGGAACUUCCUGUGGUAUGGAGUCUCUCCAGACGUUCUAUACUCGCUGGUCGCAGCGAUCCAAGGAAGAAUUCCCGAGACUCUCUCAGAGCCAGUUACGUCGGUGAUCAUCGUUACGCUCUUUGGGUCUAUGGUGGGCUUACCAGCGUCGAUCCCCUGGGCUAUCGCUGGCAAAGCUAAGCUGCGCAGCCACGAGCUGAUGUUGGACCAAAUGGCGAAUUUUGAUUGCCGGGCUGCACAAUGUACAGAACCAGCCGAUAGGCUACUAGUGCAGCAACAGGUGCAGCAUCUAUUUCGAGCACCAUUGGAGCCCAGCUGUUCCUCGGAUUCGGUUGAGGUGGAUCAAAUUGAUGACAAGUCGCUGGAUGCUUUCAAUGGCUAUAUUCAAGGUCCACUCCGCUCCGUCGUCAUGGAAAAUGUGGGAGCAAGGCUGCAUGUUCCCUAUGGGUUGUGCCUGCUCGCUGGUUUGCCAAUGACAUUUUAUUCCGGCGUGGACAUUCUCCAAUGUGAUGAGGCGUGCGUAGCCAGCAAUGGGUUCGAGGCUUUUUCCUCAUACAUGAAAGCCAGCAUGGUGACCUGGCUCGUGAACAUCUUGCUUGUUUACCCCAUCUUCUACCCAGUUUUCCUUCGGAUGCUCAAGCGCGCUUUCUCGGUCCAGCGGGAGUGUUUGCAGUUCUUCUUGGCAGUCAUCAGCAGUAUUGUGAGCUUAAGCUACGGCUACUUCUGCAGCGGAUGGGUAUUUGGGCUCUUCUACAGCUGGGUCCAGCAUGGCAUCGUUGGCCUGCUUCCCCUCUUGGCCCUCUUGGUAAUCCUGGUGUUGCAGCAGCAAUGCCUCUUCGGCAAUUAUC
Molecule: messenger RNA, 1249 nt
Organism: Symbiodinium necroappetens
Lineage: Eukaryota; Dinophyceae; Suessiales; Symbiodiniaceae
Source: the annotation of a GenBank genome assembly